Messenger RNA from Symbiodinium sp. CCMP2456, 1062 nucleotides. Lineage: Eukaryota; Dinophyceae; Suessiales; Symbiodiniaceae. The record is from the annotation of a GenBank genome assembly.
AUGUUUCCAAGGUUCAGCGAGAACCGAAGGGGCCAGCGGGCGCUUGUUGCUCUCCGCAGCCAGGCGUGUCAGGCGUUCUACCAGCUUCCCGUGGCCUCUGGUGGCAGCCUGGUCUGGGACGAGUCAGCUCAUCUCUUCAGGCAUAAAGCCGAGAUGCCGACGAACUACUUCGGGCCGGAGUUAGCCUACACAUCCUUCCGUCGAAUGCUGACUUACGAGGAUGUGGCCGUGAAGGCAAACUUCUCCAGAGUCAAAGAACCCUGCCAACCUCCGGGAUGUCGGGAUGUCUUCGAGUCUCUGGACUACUGCCUGCCCUAUGCGGUUCAUGCGGCGCAACGGCCUAUCAAGGUGAACUACCUUGAGGUAGGCUCUGAAAAGUCGCUUCUGGCAGCCGCAGUGUGGAAGUGUGCCUCCACAAGCUUGACAGAUGCCCUAUGGAAGGUCUCGAACACGACUCGCUUCAUGGGCCCGCACUGGAAAAAUCUGUCAGACUGCGGGGCACAAGGCCACCUACCAGGCUGCAGCUGGACGACCACCUUUAGCUCGGGGGUCACGGAUGCCCGGUGGAAGAUCGCGACGUUUCGACACCCGCUGGACCGCUUCGUCGCAUCUGUGAACGAGCAUUUUGCCCUUCCAAGCUGUGAUGGCAUGCCCUGUGCCGGCGUGGUGCAGCAGGCGCAGCACCAAGCCGAACGGCUCUUGAGGGACUUCCCGGGUCAGUGGAGGAGCUGCGAGCACGCGACUCAGAGCUACUUCCUCUCUGCAACGGACCUGCUUGGCAAUCCCAUUGCCUGGGACUUCCUGCUGGAAGUGGACAAUUUCAACCGCGACCUGCAGGAACUGAGCCGGCUUACGCAGAUCGACAUUCAGGAGAAGGAAGAAAAAAACUCCAGUGGCGACAGUAAGCUGAAGCAGCUUUACUUCGAUGCCAUCUUUGCCGACACGAAGACGAUCUGCGCUGUCUGUAAGGUCUACGCACAAGACUUCACCUGUUUGGGAUAUGACUUCCCAGAGCGAUGCAGCAAUGAGAGCUGCAAUAGCUUUGGAAUCUACUUUCCCUGA